Molecule: messenger RNA, 1670 nt
Organism: Pecten maximus
Lineage: Eukaryota; Metazoa; Mollusca; Bivalvia; Pectinida; Pectinidae
Product: probable tRNA N6-adenosine threonylcarbamoyltransferase, mitochondrial
Exons: 10
Coding region: 129-1544 (471 amino acids)
Biological process (GO): tRNA threonylcarbamoyladenosine modification
Cellular component (GO): mitochondrion
Source: RefSeq, a predicted model, not a curated record
AUGCACCAUGGGAAUUUUCUAACAUGGCUGCGCCCAUGCGGCGACUUUACGGGGAAGAUGCAAAGACAUCAAUAUGGUUUUCAAUACAUGAUAAAUAUAUGCAAAUUUAAUGUUGAACUCGGUACAGUAUGCAAUCUUUACCAAUUCGUUGUAUUUUGAGAUCAUCGGUUGAUCAUAAAAUAAUCCCAAGAACAAACAGAUUCCAGUUAGCAAAUUUGUCAACAAAACUGCACAGAAACCACGUGGUUCGCUCCAGAUGUAAACAAACUUUGACAUUCAGAAAACAGAACGAUGGUGUUGGAUUUGUGCGGCCUUUUUCAUAUUCAUUUGUCCGCCAGCGGAAAUUAGUGUUGGGGAUAGAGACGAGUUUCGAUGACACAGGAGCAGCAGUUGUAGACGAUGCUGGAAAUGUCUUGGGAGAAGCUCUCGAGAGCCAAACGAAGGUCCAUCUAGAACUGGGAGGAGCAAAGCCUGAUAUAGCAGUGAAAAUUCACAAACAGAACAUCCAUCCAGUUGUAGAAAGAGCCCUUUGUGAUGCAAAACUCAGUCUGCAGGAUCUGGAUGCGAUUGCUGUGACAAACAAGCCCGGCUUAGAACCUUGUUUGUAUGUUGGUCUUAACUAUGCCAAGGAACUGGUGGCUAAGUCAGGGAAGCCGAUGAUACCAAUUCACCACAUGGAGGCUCAUGCUCUCACUGUCAGGAUGAUCAAGGAAGUUGAUUUUCCAUUCCUGGUUCUCUUGGUAAGCGGAGGUCAUGCCCUCUUGACUGUGGCCCAAGGAGUGGACGACUUUCUGUUACUAGGUAAAGGACUGGACAUGGCACCUGGAGAUACCCUAGACAAGAUAGCCAGAUGCUUAAACCUGAAGGUGCUACCGGAGUGUCAGGGAAUUUGUGGAGGCGCUGCUAUAGAGAGAGUAGCCAGGGGAGGUAAUCACAAGGCUGUCUCAUUUCCAGGCACCAACAUCAAAGGUACUCCAAACUGUGACUUUAGUUUCAGUGGGACUCUAACAUUCGCCAGGAAUUGGAUUGGUGCUGAACGACAGAAACAUGGUCUUAACCAGGAUGACAUAAUACCCAAUGUGUCAGACUUUUGUGCAAGUUUCCAACACUGUGUCAUGCUACAGUUUCUUCGUAAGCUGCAGAGAGGGUUUCUGUUCUGUGAGCAGAAAGGUAUCGUUAGUGAGAAACCAACACUAGUGGUGUCAGGCGGGGUAGCCAGUAACCAAACACUGAAGAAAGGAUUUGAGGCCGUCUGUGAGGAAAGUGGCUAUCGUCUGGUGUGUCCUCCCCCUAAACUCUGUACAGACAAUGGCAUCAUGAUUGCUUGGAAUGGUAUGGAGAAGUUGCUCCAGGGUAAAGGGAUAGAACCAGAACCACAGGGAGUGAAGGCGAUCCCUACCAAAGUCUUAGCCAGUUGUCCUAUUGGUCAAUGUGCGAGAGAGGAACUUGUGUCCCGUCGUAUCCAGCUCCCGAAAAGUAAACCACUCCGUGUUCGUUUAGACGCCAUCUACUCUACCGAGAAACAGGAUUCACAUAAUGGAUGAAAACUGAUGAAUAUUUAACAGAUAAACUUUUUUGAUCAAAUCUCUUGAUCAGGUGCCUAGGCUUCCAUUUUGUGUAUAGGAACAACAUCUGUUUUAAAAAUAGUAUUAAAACAUUUUUUUAUAAAA